Saccharomyces cerevisiae S288C is the source of this 999-nucleotide messenger RNA. It is a transcript of the gene SNF6, whose product is annotated as Snf6p. NCBI's taxonomy places the organism in Eukaryota, Fungi, Ascomycota, Saccharomycetes, Saccharomycetales, Saccharomycetaceae. The record is from RefSeq and is marked reviewed. Bases 1 to 999 code for a protein of 332 amino acids. Gene Ontology annotation, cellular component: nucleus. The transcript has a single exon.
AUGGGUGUCAUCAAGAAGAAAAGAUCGCACCAUGGAAAGGCUUCGCGCCAACAAUACUACUCUGGGGUACAGGUUGGGGGAGUAGGCAGCAUGGGCGCCAUAAACAAUAACAUCCCGUCGUUGACGAGCUUCGCGGAGGAAAACAACUAUCAGUACGGAUACAGCGGCUCCAGUGCCGGCAUGAAUGGCAGAUCGCUUACGUACGCGCAGCAACAGCUUAAUAAGCAAAGACAGGACUUCGAACGUGUACGACUUAGACCAGAACAGCUCAGCAAUAUCAUACAUGACGAGAGCGACACGAUAUCGUUCCGAUCCAACCUUUUGAAGAACUUUAUAAGCUCGAACGACGCAUUUAACAUGCUGAGUUUGACCACGGUACCGUGCGACAGAAUUGAGAAGUCCAGAUUGUUCAGUGAAAAAACAAUAAGAUAUCUCAUGCAAAAACAACACGAAAUGAAAACACAAGCGGCAGAGUUGCAAGAAAAGCCUCUGACGCCACUUAAAUACACAAAACUUAUAGCUGCGGCAGAGGACGGAAGCCGUAGCACAAAGGAUAUGAUAGAUGCUGUCUUCGAGCAAGAUAGUCAUUUGAGGUACCAGCCGGACGGCGUGGUCGUACAUCGUGACGAUCCUGCGCUGGUGGGUAAACUCCGCGGAGAUCUCCGCGAAGCGCCGGCGGACUACUGGACGCAUGCUUAUAGGGAUGUUUUGGCGCAAUACCACGAGGCCAAGGAGCGUAUCAGGCAGAAGGAAGUAACUGCAGGUGAAGCACAGGACGAAGCCAGCUUGCAGCAGCAACAGCAGCAAGAUUUGCAGCAACAGCAACAAGUAGUGACUACAGUUGCCUCGCAAAGUCCUCAUGCAACUGCAACGGAAAAGGAGCCAGUACCCGCCGUGGUUGACGACCCACUGGAGAACAUGUUCGGAGAUUAUUCCAAUGAGCCGUUCAACACCAAUUUCGACGAUGAAUUUGGAGAUCUUGAUGCUGUAUUUUUUUAA